GUCUCGGGGGCCCGGGGUCCCCGGGUCAGGGUGCGCGGCCGGAGACCUGAGAGCGAGGGGCGAGGACACACGCCGAGGACUCGUGCAAGGUGUCCCGGGGCCCUGCUCCGCCUCCCUCCUAGCGCGGGGGGCCUGCUCGGAACCCCAGACUCCGCGGCUGUCCCAGACUUGGCGCUGCGCGGAGGCUGAAGCUCGGGCCCCUGCCUGCUCUGUGGACUCACAGUUUGUGGCAAGACAAGCUCAGAACCCAGAAGUUGUCACCACAGGUAGCUUGGAGCUCAGCUGAGCAACCAGCACCAUCCGGUCACGAUGGUGGACACGGAAAGCCCGCUCUGCCCCCUCUCCCCACUCGAGGCUGCCGAUCUAGAAAGCCCAUUAUCUGAAGAAUUCCUGCAAGAAAUGGGAAACAUCCAAGAGAUUUCGCAAUCCAUCGGUGAGGAUAGUUCUGGAAGCUUCAGUUUUACGGAAUACCAGUACUUAGGAAGCGGUCCCGGCUCAGAUGGCUCGGUCAUCACUGACACACUUUCACCAGCUUCAAGCCCCUCCUCGGUGACUUGCCCUGUGGUCCCUGGCAGUGUGGACGAGUCUCCCAGUGGAGCACUGAACAUCGAAUGUAGAAUCUGCGGGGACAAAGCCUCGGGCUACCAUUAUGGAGUCCACGCCUGUGAAGGCUGCAAGGGCUUCUUUCGGCGAACGAUUCGACUCAAGCUGGUGUAUGACAGGUGUGACCGCACCUGCAAGAUCCAGAAAAAGAACAGGAACAAGUGCCAGUAUUGUCGCUUUCACAAGUGCCUUUCCGUCGGGAUGUCACACAACGCGAUUCGUUUUGGACGAAUGCCAAGAUCUGAAAAAGCAAAACUGAAAGCAGAAAUUCUUACCUGCGAUCAUGACAUAGAAGAUUCUGAAACCGCAGAUCUCAAAUAUCUGGCCAAGAGAAUCUACGAGGCCUACUUGAAGAACUUCAACAUGAACAAGGUCAAAGCCCGGCUCAUCCUGGCAGGAAAGGCCAGUAACAACCCACCUUUUGUCAUUCAUGAUAUGGAGACACUGUGUAUGGCUGAGAAGACCCUGGUGGCCAAGAUGGUGGCCAACGGCAUACAGAACAAGGAGGCGGAGGUCCGCAUCUUCCACUGCUGCCAGUGCACGUCGGUGGAGACCGUCACGGAGCUCACGGAAUUCGCCAAGGCCAUCCCAGGCUUCGCACACUUGGACCUGAACGAUCAAGUGACACUGCUAAAAUAUGGCGUUUAUGAGGCCAUAUUUGCAAUGCUGUCUUCUGUGAUGAACAAAGACGGGAUGCUGGUAGCAUAUGGAAAUGGGUUUAUAACUCGUGAAUUCCUGAAGAGCCUGAGGAAACCGUUCUGUGAUAUCAUGGAGCCCAAGUUUGAUUUUGCCAUGAAGUUCAAUGCACUGGAACUGGAUGACAGCGACAUCUCCCUCUUCGUGGCUGCCAUCAUUUGCUGUGGAGAUCGCCCCGGCCUUCUAAACGUAGGACACAUUGAAAAAAUGCAGGAGGGUAUUGUGCAUGUGCUCAGACUCCACCUGCAGAGCAACCACCCAGACGAUAGCUUUCUCUUCCCGAAACUUCUUCAAAAAAUGGCGGACCUCCGGCAGCUGGUCACGGAGCAUGCACAGCUGGUGCAGAUCAUCAAGAAGACCGAGUCGGACGCCGCGCUGCACCCACUGCUGCAGGAGAUUUACAGGGACAUGUACUGAGGUCCCUCAGAUCAGCCACACCUUUUCCAGGAGUUCCGAAGCUGACAGCACUACAAGGGAGAAGGGAGCGGCACGAUUUUGCACAGAUACCCACCACUUUAACCUUAGAGCUUGGGCAGUCUAAGCUGUAGGUAACUGGCAUAUUAUUCCACGUCUUUGUUUUAACCAGUGCUUCUGAGAGCGCAGAACUCAAAUUCUGGUGGUAGGCGACUAAUGAUCUCAGGACUGGGAAAAUUAAGGAGAAUGAUGCUCAGUGGUCUGAUUUUAACUCACCUGAUGUUAAUCGAUGCACAUUUCUUUAGAUCACGUUCAUAAUUUACCAUUUAGUUAACUGGUAUCCUCAAAAUCCAUGGCCUGUCUUCCCAUUCACCCACCUUUUGACAUUGUGCUCGUUUGUAAUUCUGAAAAUUAAUCAGCACUUUUAACGACGUUUAUAAUCCUAUAAGUCUAGACGUAUCCAAAGGUGAGGUAUGUAAAAAGCAGCAAAAUAUUUAUUUCAAAAACUUCACUUCUGUUUCCUGACUCUAAAGAAAGACAACAUGCUGCUUUUCAAUCAUAGGAUGGAAGAUUUUAAAGAACUGUUGGAUAAGCUAUCAAAAUGCAGCUGUUGCUUUGUUUUUGGUUCACUGUUUUCGUGGUUGUAACUAAUAUGUGGAAAAGCCCAUUUCCAGGUUUGCGUAGAAGAGCCCAGAAAAUGGAGUCUCAAGACCCCCAUCUGGACUGCUGUAAGCUAGCACCUGCGGUAAGCGGGACAAGACAAUCUCCCGAAGCCCACCGGCUUCCCGCUCCACUCAGCUCCGUCCUGUUGACCUGAACCCACCCAGUCCGGCUGUCUGUGGGCAUGGUGGUAUUCUUAGGGACAGACUGAUGCCUUACUUGUAAACGUUCCUCCGGGCCCCAUUUGGCAGCUCCCAUGUCUUUUGUUAUGUUGCUUUUAAAGAUAUGAUGCUUUAUUGUUUAACUCUCGGUGAGAGUAGAUGCUCUCUCGACCGGAGAUGAGGCACACGUGACUUCAUAGCUGGGCUGGGUGGGAGCUGGUCACCCUGUGGAUCUAGAGAGGGGGUAGGGUCUUCUUCAAAUGGAAGUCUUUUUUCCAAUGGCAGAUUUCACAAGAAUUGGUUAUUUUUUACAAUGGUUUAGGUUAUUAAGUCUCCUUUGUAUAUAAGCUAGUUUUUUCAACAUCUAAAAUAUUUGUUUUAGCCUUCGCAAUCAACUUAUCAACCUCAGUCCAGUUGGGAAAGCAGCUUUGAUUAUGGCAGUUUGUCAUGGACCUGGAAACACUUUCUGUCUGUGUCCACCUGGUAGAUAAAUUGUCCCACUGAGAAUUUUCAGAUCUGGACUGAGCCUGCCAGGACUGCCGCCUCCAGGGAGUAGCUGGGCACCUGGAUGUAUUGUUGCUGCCACUUCCCCCCUUUAGAAAAUCUGGCUUUUCUGAGGUCAUUGUUAUUUUAAGAAUGAUUAGGAUGAUAAGGGUCCCGUGACCAGCAGUAUGAAAAUGCAAGAGCGGGAAGUACACAGUGUGAGACUUCCACUGGAAGUGAGUGAAACUUGGGAUUAGGACAUCCU
Cebus imitator (Panamanian white-faced capuchin) is the source of this 3282-nucleotide messenger RNA. RefSeq names its product peroxisome proliferator activated receptor alpha (gene PPARA). Gene Ontology annotation, cellular component: nucleus. The coding region runs from base 310 to 1716 and encodes 468 amino acids. The transcript is spliced from 8 exons. The record is from RefSeq and is a predicted model, not a curated record. NCBI's taxonomy places the organism in Eukaryota, Metazoa, Chordata, Mammalia, Primates, Cebidae. Gene Ontology annotation, biological process: cell differentiation; negative regulation of inflammatory response; positive regulation of transcription by RNA polymerase II. Gene Ontology annotation, molecular function: RNA polymerase II cis-regulatory region sequence-specific DNA binding; nuclear receptor activity; zinc ion binding.